GCCGCGAGCGAUGCAUCCGUCGCGACUUCCGCGUGUUCACGCCGGAUCUCGUGUCAGUGACUUUCGUUCUCUUUAAUUGUCCCUUUAAUUCAUCGGCCAUUCUCUCUCUCUCUCUCUCUCUCUCUCUCUCUCUCUCUCUCUGGAUGCAUCUUAACUCUUGGUGUUUGAUACAGUAAGUUUCAUCCACAUGCCCGCGUUUUCCCAUCGAUUUUCAUUCAAAGAUUAUUCCGGCGACCGGUGGCCGCAGUUAGGACCGCGUUGAUCCCGGUACGUCGCGUGACCGUGUGAUCCAUCCGCGUCGAACAGUGGUUCCGUUGCAUCGAUCACGUGAACUGCAGUGUAAGUUGAGAAGUGGUGCCGUGGUGGAGUCGGCUGGAACACAUCCCGUGGGAAGCGGUUUCCUCUGGAGGCACUCAGAAAACAAUCAAGAUCCAUCGCUGCCCGGAAAUGCCAGAAAGUCAAGGUGAGGCGAGGACGUGAGGGCUGAUCCGAUGAAUGGGGCUCAGCUCUGGCACAGUUUUCCACCGAGGGAAAUCAUGACAGGAACAUACCGAAGAUCGAAAGCGCGCACGAAGAUGAGGAGCAUGGCGCCAGGGGCGCGAGAUCCCCUGGUGAAAGCGGUCCCGGCGAAGAAAUCGGUGCUACUGACGAGGAUCGCGCAGAUCUCCCUUUGAGGAUGGACACCGACAUGGCCAGGGGUUGGAAUUCCGGCGCCAGGGGCGGCUUCCUACGGGGCAUCGGGCAACGCGUAAGCUUCGACCCCGAGGCACCGCCGCCGCCACCCCAACCUGCAAGAAAGAUCGACGAAAAGGUCAAGAGGCACAGUAUCCACGGCAUGAUAGAGGAGGAGAACGUGGUGAGGCCGCACCAGGAGAUGGCCAGUCUCUCCUAUCAGGAGAAGAAAUACCUUCUCGCGGUGGAACGCGGCGACGUGGCUUCCGUCAGAAGGAUGUUGCAGAGCGCCCUCGAAACCGAAAUGAACAUCAAUUGCGUGGACCCGUUGGGACGUUCGGCGCUUCUAAUGGCGAUCGAUAACGAAAAUCUGGAAAUGGUGGAGCUGCUGAUCGAGCACAAGGUCGACACGAAGGACGCCCUGCUUCACGCCAUCUCCGAGGAAUUCGUCGAGGCGGUCGAGGUACUUCUGGAACACGAGGAGAGUCUUCAUCGAAACGGGGAGCCACACGUUAGUCGCUUUCAUCGUCUAGUAUAUAGCUGGGAAGCGCUGCCGUCGGACACCGCGACAUUCACGCCGGACAUCACACCCCUGAUCCUGGCCGCACACAGGGACAACUACGAGAUCAUCAAAAUCCUUCUGGAUCGGGGCUCCACGUUGCCUAUGCCUCACGAUGUUCGCUGCGGGUGCGACGAGUGUGUAACAUCGAGGAGGGAGGACUCUCUGAGGCAUUCCAGGAGCCGGAUAAACGCGUACAGAGCCCUGGCCUCGCCGUCCUUGAUCGCUCUUUCCUCAAAGGAUCCGAUCCUAACUGCGUUUGAACUCUCUUGGGAACUUCGGCGACUCUCGUUCCUCGAGCAUGAGUUUAAGUGCGAAUACCAGGAGCUUAGGAGACAGUGCCAGGACUUUGCCACUGCCUUGCUGGAUCACACGAGAAGUUCCUACGAGCUGGAGGUGCUGUUGAACCACGAUCCCACCGGGCCGGCGUUCGAGCACGGCGAGAGGAUGCACCUGAACCGGCUGAAACUCGCUAUUAAACUUCGACAGAAAAAGUUCGUGGCGCAUCCUAACGUGCAGCAGUUACUCGCAUCGAUUUGGUACGAGGGUCUUCCGGGCUUCCGGAGGAAAAAUAUGUUCCUCCAGGCGUUGGAGAUCGUGAGGAUCGGCGUUCUCUUUCCGUUCUUCAGCGUCGCUUACAUCAUCGCACCGCACAGCGUCGUCGGCCAAACCAUGAGGAAACCGUUCAUCAAGUUCAUCUGUCACUCGGCCUCGUACUUCACUUUUCUCUUCAUGCUGAUUCUGGCUAGUCAAAGGAUAGAAAGCGUGAUCGGCAAUUGGAUAGGCCACGAUGUCAUAAAACAGGAACACGAACCAGCACCAACGAAAAGGGGCGCUGCCCCGACGAUCGUCGAAUGGUUCAUCCUUGCUUGGGUAUCCGGCCUGAUUUGGUCGGAGGUGAAGCAGCUGUGGGACGUCGGCCUAGAGGAGUACGUGAACGACAUGUGGAACGUGAUCGACUUCGUUACAAACUCCUUGUACGUAGCCACCGCUGCGCUCAGAGUGGUCGCUUACUACAGGGUGCAGAAGGAAAGCCAGGAAUACGGUUCGGUGGUCGAGCUGCAACGGGAACAGUGGGAUACGUGGGACCCAAUGCUCAUAUCCGAGGGCCUUUUCUCCGCCGCCAACAUAUUCAGCUCUCUGAAACUCGUCUACAUUUUCUCCGUAAAUCCUCACCUCGGCCCCCUGCAAGUGUCCCUCUCCAGAAUGGUGAUGGACAUCAUGAAGUUCUUCUUCCUCUACGUGCUGGUGCUGUUCGCCUUCUCCUGCGGUCUGAACCAGCUGCUGUGGUACUACGCAGACAUGGAGAAGAAGAGAUGCCCGACCGCGAUGUCUUAUUCUUCUAACGCCAACAGUACCACCGAUUCGAACGCUUGCAUCGUUUGGCGCCGAUUCGCAAAUUUGUUCGAAACGGCGCAAACGCUGUUCUGGGCGGUUUUCGGGCUGGUGGACCUCGAGAGCUUCGAGCUGGACGGCAUCAAAGCGUUCACCAGGUUCUGGGGCAUGCUGAUGUUCGGCACGUACUCGGUGAUCAACAUCGUCGUCCUAUUGAAUCUGCUAAUCGCCAUGAUGAACCAUUCCUAUCAGUUGAUAUCCGAACGUGCCGACAUCGAAUGGAAGUUCGCCAGAAGCAAGCUGUGGAUCAGCUAUUUCGAGGAGGGUGGCACGGUUCCACCGCCGUUCAACAUCAUACCGACCCCGAAGAGCGUUUGGUACAUGGGCCAAUGGCUGUACCGGAAGCUGUGCGGCCACAGUAGGGCUGCCAAGAAGGAGCACAUGCGAACGAUCAGAAGGAAGGUUAAGCAAGCGUCGGAGAGGGACUUUAGGUACCAGAGUAUUAUGAGGAAUUUAGUGAGGAGAUACGUGACGGUGGAGCAGAGGAAGGCGGAGAGCGAGGGUGUGACGGAGGACGACGUGAACGAGAUCAAACAAGACAUCAGCGCUCUCAGAUGCGAGCUGAUCGAGAUUCUGAAGAAUUCCGGCAUGAACACGUCGACGGCCAGUGGUACCGGGACUGACGGUAGCCUUAAAGAGCUGUCCAUAGGUGCGGGGGGUAAGAAGAAUCGGCAGAAGGAGCGACGUCUGAUGAAGGGAUUCAACAUCGCCCCUCAGCCAAGCGGAAGUGGCAGCCUACCGCCGGUCGACGAAUUCGCGGCGUCGCUGCAACAAGUGCAACAGGAGAACUCCCACGAGAUAUUCGGCUCGACCUUGAGCGGUAUAUUCGGACCGGGCGCCACACCGAAGAAGAGUCCACAUCACACCAGCACCAACAGCGUUCCUGGACUCGGCACCAGCAGACAGAGUCGCAGAAUCAGGGGAAGUUCCAAGAAGAAGAGAUGGGAGAAUCUUAUCGAAGCGGCUAAAGUCCGAGGCAAAGUUUCCAGGCUAAUUGGUAGAUCUCGUUCGGAGGAUUCCGUGUACUCGCCAGCUUCAGAAGACGGUGGGUCAAGAUCGGAAGGAUCGACAGACUCAAAGUCCUCGUUGGAGACUCCAGGGCACGAAGUCCAAGCCACACAUCACUCCCAUCACUCGCAUCACGCGCAUCAUCACGAGGGUCAUCACGUGUUUGCUCACGGCUUAGGCGCGUUGGUAGCGCUACGAAAGAAACGGAAAACCUUCUCGGACUCGAGGUCGUCGACGUCGGGGAUGAGAAGCAGCACCGGCACGAAUCCGAUGUACCCGAUCGCUUCGGUCCUCGUUUCGAAGGUGUCGAAGAAGCAGCUGCAGAGAGCGAGCAGCGUGCCGACUAGGGGACCGGAACUAGGCCAACAGCCGAUUCCACCGAGGAGACACGAGGGCACGCAAAGUCAGCAACCCAGUAUCGACACUCCCGAGGGUGCCAGCGCUAACGAGCAACCUGUGGUUCCAGCGGCUCCGUUGACACCAUCGACGACAGAGGAGAGCGUGGUCGCGAGCAGUUCUCUGCCGGCGAGCAUGAAGAGGAACGGGUCAGCGACGCAGCUGCAGCGGCUUCCAGGUAUCGAGCCAAUAUCCGGCCACGAUGUAUCCGGUGGGUGGCUCUGAGAGGAUUCAACGGUCGCUCCGCAGCGACGACGUAUCGCGAACACGGAUCGAAUUCGCGCGUAAACGAAUUCCGUAUUCACCGACCAGCGAACGCUGAUACGACGACAUCGAUCACGUAAGAUCGCGUACGAUCGCGUGAUCGUCGGCACACGCACAAUGAUGCCUUUUUUGACGACGACGCAUUUCGCCGAGACAAAGAAACUAUGUAUAGAUAUAUAGAUAUAUAUAUGUCUAUUACGUACAUGUAUAUUAUUUGAUAAGCGACGUCGCGCGUGAAGUUCGAGCAACGUCAGCUCGUCGACCCAUCACCGCCCUUUUCCCUUCGACGUUUCGUGGAGGAAAAAGAAGAAGAAGAAGAAGAAGAAGAAGAAGAAGAAGAAGAAGAAGACUCUAACUUUAACCAGCGACGUCUUUCACCUAACGCGCCAACUUUUCUCAGUUUCCGGGGAAGGAGAUUAACUUUCGCGGCGCUUUGUGUCGCUUCGGGAAACAAAGUUUCAGAAUAUGCUCCGAAACCACGCGAUACCACGCUUAUUCCUCGGAGGGAAAGAAAGGUUUGCCCCCUCUCCCGGAUGAAGAACGUCGCGAACACUGCACAGACGAAACUGUUCAAGUUCUCUCGCAUUUGUUGGCGGACCUGACCUGAUCAUACACCAUCGUGACUUAUCGUUUCCACGGUGGUAAAUGCCGUCGGAGUUGGUCCCAUCGUCGCCCGUACGCAAACGUCGUCACCGAUACCCGAUUUUCUACCGCGACGAACGACGAACUUCCACUUCGACACUUCCAUGAAAGUCAUUUCGAUCGGUGUCGCAUCGUCGAACGAGCUACUACGUACUACUAUACUGUUACAUACUACUACAACUGCUACUACUGCCAGAACGGGAAGGGCAAGUGGGUCGACGACUAAACUAACUAGUCAGCGCUAGUCGGACGAUCUCAUGCGAUAGAAGAGGAUUACGAGUUAUUGCGUUACGUCUUCUACCUAAUUAACUCGGUGGAAUCCGAGCGAGUUCUGUUAAUUCAUCGUUCGUGAUUUAACCGAACGGCGAGCUUUUAGCUCUUGCCACUUCAGGAAGCUGGCCUACUGAAGAUCGGCACUUUACUCCAACCUUCUUCUUCCAUUUUCUAUUUUCUAAUUCAACUAGCGACUUCGUUUCACUUUGUCGUUCAGCCAACUCUAGUCACACGAUCUGUUACAUACUCGAACGUGUAUAAUAUUCUUUCAACUUGUUUCCCCCUUGUUUCGACGAGAGAGGAGAGACAUCACGUGGGAAAGGAGGGAAAUAAUCACGCUCGAAAGUUAGGGUACGUUUCACCCGGUCGAUACUCGUUUGGGUCGGGAUUCCCAAGCAGCUGUUACAGAAACUGCUAACAACGACGAAGGGGGAUUUCGCAGAGAUGGAGCUAACUUCGAACGCGACGAUUUCUUUCCUUCGGCGAUAACAAAAGGGAGGCGUUCAUUUCUCAGGCGCGUUUUCCCUCCUCCUCCCCCCCCCCCCUCCCACCUUCGAAUUUAUUAGCGGUUCACAAAACAGGGAGGACGAGAUAAAUGUGUCACGACCAAAACAGGAAGCGAGCCGUAGCGUAGUCGAGUAGAGGCCUAAAACAGAGAUUAAGAUCCGUACUACUUCCUAGAUAUUAUUACGUGUACGUAUGAUAAUAAUUAUAAUUAAUGUGAACCCGGUGUCAGGAGCGCGGAAGGGGAUCUCGUUGUCCGCUUGGAUCCACUCGAAUUUUAUCGUCUUUCGUGUCCUGUUCGAGUUCGCGAGCGCCUGACAGACCGUACGUAAUAGUAUACUAUACCGCCUACGUGUAUUAUUUAUGAGAUUAUUAUUAUUAUUAUUAUUAUUAUUAUUAU
Frieseomelitta varia is the source of this 6113-nucleotide messenger RNA. It is a transcript of the gene Trpgamma, whose product is annotated as transient receptor potential-gamma protein. Gene Ontology annotation, molecular function: store-operated calcium channel activity; protein binding; inositol 1,4,5 trisphosphate binding. The transcript is spliced from 20 exons. The record is from RefSeq and is a predicted model, not a curated record. Gene Ontology annotation, cellular component: membrane; cation channel complex. Bases 677 to 4255 code for a protein of 1192 amino acids. Gene Ontology annotation, biological process: regulation of cytosolic calcium ion concentration; calcium ion transmembrane transport; manganese ion transport. Lineage: Eukaryota; Metazoa; Arthropoda; Insecta; Hymenoptera; Apidae.